CUGAGGUACUUGGCGCGAGCAUCAUAGGUAGCUACUAGUCAAUUUCCAUAAACUAUCGAAUAUAUCAUUGCAUCUGGCAUCUUACCUCCAUGUUUCCGGAGCUUUGCGCCGUCUACAGUGUUAUGGUCGUCAGCUCGAGCCUGUGACCCUUGGCUUCUCCUAAUGAUUAUGACUCGCAAUGCACAACUGGAUGACGAUCGUGAGGCGAUCAUGAACGAAACUGGCCUGGAAGACAAAGUGGCUGCCACCUCACUGAAUGAGCCAGCCAAUGGUCACACGACACAGGACAGACUGGUAGUCGGCGUGGACUUUGGUACGACCUACAGUGGAAUAAGCACCGUUUACAGUUCCAACCCUGACGAUGUCGACAUAAUCAAAACUUGGCCCGGUGGGAAUGGCAUCACUUCUGACAAAGUGCCAACCGAAAUCGCAUACGAACUUGUGCAACCACCAGCCAGUAGCGCAUCAGCUUCGGAGGACGAGACGGAGAACCCCAAGAAGGCUGCGCCAACGAGACACGUCCGAUGGGGAUUCCAGUUUAAACCCGAGGACACGCGACUUCGAUGCGUAAAGCUGUUCUUAGAUCGCAAUCAGAAGCUUCCGCAUUUCGUCUCGCCAUUGGAGACCGCGGCGCAACUGCGGAAAUAUGAUCGAACGGUGAUGGAUGCCGUAACCGACUAUCUCACCAAGAUAUACGAACACACCGUGGAAACACUGACGAGACGCUAUGGAGAAACUUUCAUGAGCAGCACCAAGGUCGACUUCGUGCUCACUGUCCCGGCUGUAUGGUCGGAUGCUGCAAAGAAUGCCACCUUGCAGGCGGCAGAAAAGGCUGGAAUGGGACACAGGCAUGAAUUGAAGCUCAUCAGUGAGCCGGAAGCAGCAGCAGUGUACACCCUGAAGACCAUCCAACCUAGUGGCCUGCAGGUGGGUGACAAUUUUGUGGUGUGUGAUGCAGGAGGUGGAACUGUCGAUUUGAUCGCCUACAAAGUUACUCAGAUAAACCCUCUACGGGUAGAGGAAAGCGCGGUCGGCACUGGAGGCCUUUGUGGAUCGGCAUUUCUGAACUAUCGAUUUGAGGACCAUGUCAGAAGUCGGAUCGGGACCGAGCGAUACAAUAACAUGCGGGAAAAGAAGCCAAAAACUUGGAUGAUGGGUCUGAAGUACUUCGAGGAGUUCGUCAAGCGCAAUUUCAAUGAAGAAGAACACACAGAGGUCAACGUACCGUUCCCUGGCCUACCAGACGACGAAGAGGCCGGAUUGGAUAGUGGAUUCCUCAUCAUGUCAUCGGAACAGGUCAAGGCCAUCUUUGAUCCGAUCAUCGACGAGGUUAUCAGCUUGGUACAAGGACAAGUAGAUUCUAUCAAGGUGAAGAAUGGCCACGUCUCAGGCAUCAUUCUCGUCGGAGGUUUUGGGCAAUCCAACUACCUCUACACACGAUUGAAAGCGCAUUUCAACACAUCGCCGCCGCCCGCAUAUACCGAACAACCCACUCAUGAGGGUGGUAGUGUUCCCCAGACUAGUGUUCAGAUCCUGCAGCCUCUUCACGCCUGGACCGCCGUAGUUCGAGGAGCUGCCCUUCGCGGACUCGAGGGCAGCGUAGUAGAGAAGCGACGUAGUCGAUGGCACUACGGCACAAGCUACGCGACGGUCUUUGAUGAGAGCAAGCAUCCCAUCAGCGACAGAUACUGGAGCCCCUUGUGGGAGAGAUGGAUGGUCAGUGAUCGUAUGCAAUGGCAUAUUGCCAAAGGAACAUCAAUUGCUGCCGACCAGCCAAUCUCUUUCCACUAUACUCGAAAUUUCCGACCAGGGCAAUCACUCAUUGUUGAAGAUGAUCUUAUCGGAUGUGACGCGGAGGUUCCACCGGAUGCCCUCGAUAAGACACUGAGCAAUGUGUGCAAGCUCACUACCGACCUCAAUGCGGUCCCGAGAAGUCUUUUCACGCGUUUGACUACCACUCAAGGGACCGAGUUCGAUAACCUCGAUUUUGAAUUGCACAUGAAGAUUCAAAGCGCGAAUCUGGUGUUUGAGCUGAGAGUUGAUGGGGUGAAAUACGGUAGCGUCAAGGCGGAAUUCCAGUAGAUGCGUUUCUUCUGAAGACCCAAGUGUUCCAGGGAUCUGAUUGUUAUAUAUGUGUAAUAAAACAAGUUCACAGUCGCGCAGCAUGACUGUAUAGACAUCGGUCAAAUCUGACGGGGCACUUCGAUGACUCAUCAGAUACUGACUCUGCCAAAUGACUAACGUG
Molecule: messenger RNA, 2245 nt
Organism: Dissoconium aciculare CBS 342.82
Lineage: Eukaryota; Fungi; Ascomycota; Dothideomycetes; Mycosphaerellales; Dissoconiaceae
Product: actin-like ATPase domain-containing protein
Exons: 2
Coding region: 169-2082 (637 amino acids)
Molecular function (GO): ATP-dependent protein folding chaperone; ATP binding
Source: RefSeq, a predicted model, not a curated record